AUGUCCCAACGAGCAACCUAUCCUCACGGUUCCCCUUCGUUACCGGCUGUCCGCGGCCUCGAACCCAUCCCCGACGCCGAUCUGCAGGCUGAUGGCUCGCUCAGUCGACCUGUGCCUAGGAGGCGGCCGUCUCAGCAGGAGAAUGGUCAGCCGAUCGCCCCUCGUACCCUCGUGGGGCAACGGCGGGCAUCCGAGAAGGGCCUGGCUGGGCAGAACUCUGCUUCGAAGGGCACGGAGGCGGCGGGUCGAACAACACCAUCACUCUCACACCCUUGGCGCCUUACUGCCAUCCUCGGCAGAAGACGCCGAUGGCAGCGAUACCUCCUCUUCCUCUUUGGCCUCAUCGCCGUCUACCUUCUCAUUCGCCCUCGACAAUCAAAAACCGCUACCCCCGGCGACUCUCGCCCCUCAGGCCAAAGCAGGCGGAAGACUCGACCACUACACGUCCGCACGUCCUCACCGUCUCGUGCGCCAGUACCUGCCAGCGUGGUGCUGCAGUCCCGCUCGGAGCAUGAGGUCAAGGAUGGGCUGCUCGAGGUGGAUAUGACAAGCAAGGUGCACCCGCUGUAUCAGCUCAUCCGGGAUGCGAGGGAAGACUGGGAUGAGAAGGUGGCGAGGCAGAGCACGACCCUGAAGGGUGCGGUGGCCGAGUACAAGAAGCGUAAUCAGGGGAGAUCGCCGCCAAAGGGGUUCGAUAAGUGGUGGGCAUACGUCGUUGAGAACAACGUCCCCCUUCCUGACGAGUACGACCAGGUCAACCGCGAUCUGCGCCCCUUCCGCGCCCUCUCCCCACGCCAGCUUCAAAAGCGCAUCGAGACCACCUCUCGACUGCCGGACACUUACACCAUCCGCGUCAAGUCCGGCUCCAUCCGCACUUCGGUCACCUUCAACAACGAUGUUGAAAUCCAAGGCGCGCGGAUGCGGGUGGACGGCCAGGUCGAGCUGCUCCGUAGUAUCGCAAAGGACAUCCCGGACUUUACGGCGGUAUACACGGUGCAUGAUACCGCUGCAGGGAGUAUCAGCUGGGAACAUCGCGCCGAGCUGGAAGACCAUGUUCAGGAUGGAGAAUACCUUGACGACGGUGAAGAGCUCGACAUUACGCAUCGAGGAUGGGCGUUCGCCUGCCCGUCCCACUCGAAAAUCAGGCGCUACGAUUCCGGGCUUUACGAUACGCCUCCUCCUUCACACAGCUUCAUCUCGGACCAUCGCGCCGCUAUGGACCUCUGCGCUCAUCCCGACCAGAUCCCCCAGCACGGUCUACUGGCCGGAAAGAACCCUCAUCACCUCGACCUCACCCCUCUCUUCUGUCUGUCCAAGACCAACCUCCACUCGGACAUUCUCGGCGUCCCGACCGAACAGUGGUCAGGCGACGUCCCGUACAUCCCUUGGGAGGACAAGAACAAGGAGAAGCUCUUGUGGCGGGGAAGCAACACGGGCAGUCUGUUCUCGACGCAGACGCCAUGGCGGGAGAGUCAUCGUGUAAGGCUGGUACAGCUGGCGACGGAGACGGAGGGUGGGAAGACCAUGCUUCCACUGCCCAAGAAGGCGAAUGGGAGGGGCAGCUUGCCGACUCUCGGAGAUGGGGUGUGGGAGAUGGAGAAGAGCGUGGGCAAUGACAAGUACCUGGACAUACACUUUACAGGGUCGGCUAUUCAAUGCGACGUCGAGGACAGGACAUGCGCCGAGCUCGGGCGGAUGUUUGACUUUAUCGAUCGGAUGACGCAUGAUGAUGCCCUGCAUUACAAAUACGUCCUGGACGUAGAUGGUAACGCCUGGUCGGCUCGAUUCCAGCGCCUCCUCGCUUCUGGCAGCUUGAUCUUUAAGACCACAAUCACUCCGGAAUGGUGGACAGACCGUAUCCAGCCCUGGGUGCACUACGUCCCCAUCAAGCUCGACUAUUCUGACCUUCACGACGCAUUCGCAUUCUUCCAAGGAGGCCUGGAUGGGCAGCACGGCGAGCCGCUGCUCGCUAAGCAAAUCGCGUCCGAGGGGAAAGAAUGGGUCGACACGUACUGGCGUGAAGAGGACAUGACGGCCUAUGUCUUUAGGCUGUACCUCGAGUGGGCGAGGUUGUUGGCGCCCAGCAAGCAGGGGGCGGACUUUGUCUAUGAUGAGAGCAUGGAGAUCAGUCGGGCGUAG
Messenger RNA from Dioszegia hungarica, 2139 nucleotides. RefSeq lists its product as uncharacterized. The transcript has 7 exons. Bases 1 to 2139 code for a protein of 712 amino acids. The record is from RefSeq and is a predicted model, not a curated record. Lineage: Eukaryota; Fungi; Basidiomycota; Tremellomycetes; Tremellales; Bulleribasidiaceae.